Molecule: messenger RNA, 1678 nt
Organism: Drosophila hydei
Lineage: Eukaryota; Metazoa; Arthropoda; Insecta; Diptera; Drosophilidae
Gene: carmine
Product: AP-3 complex subunit mu-1
Exons: 6
Coding region: 113-1360 (415 amino acids)
Biological process (GO): intracellular protein transport; endocytosis
Cellular component (GO): clathrin adaptor complex; cytoplasmic vesicle
Source: RefSeq, a predicted model, not a curated record
UUCUAUAUUUACUCAACACGUAAACAAUUUUUUGAGUUUCUUUUUGCAAAAAGUCAAGCAUUUGUUUUUAACAUAUGUCUACAUAGUUGACCAACAACAAGAUCAACAAAAUAUGAUACACAGUCUGUUCAUAGUUAACAAUAGCGGUGAAGUCUUUUUGGAGAAGCAUUGGCGGUCCGUUGUUUCUCGGUCCGUUUGUGAAUACUUUCUCGAUGCUCAGCGUGCCGCUCCCUACGAUGUGCCGCCCGUUAUUGCCACACCCCAUUAUUACCUCAUCACCGUGCAGCGGGAUAGUGUUUCCUUGGUAGCAGCCUGCAAGCAGGAAGUGCCCCCUCUGUUUGUCAUUGAAUUUCUGCAUCGUGUGGUGGAUACCUUUCAGGACUAUUUCAGCGACUGUUCAGAGUCUGUGAUCAAGGAUAACUAUGUGGUUGUCUAUGAGCUGCUCGACGAGAUGCUCGACAAUGGCUUCCCCCUGGCCACCGAGAGCAACAUACUCAAAGAGCUGAUAAAGCCACCCAACAUAUUAAGAACCAUUGCGAAUACAGUCACCGGCAAGAGCAACGUUAGCACUAUUUUGCCAUCGGGUCAGCUGUCGGCCAUACCAUGGCGUCGCAGCGGCGUGCGGUAUACCAACAACGAGGCCUACUUUGAUGUUAUCGAGGAGGUGGAUGCUAUCAUUGACAAAUCCGGCUCCACAGUCUUCUCUGAGAUUCAGGGACACAUUGACUGCUGCAUCAAGCUGUCUGGCAUGCCGGACUUGACGCUAUCCUUUAUGAAUCCACGUCUCUUUGACGAUGUCUCCUUUCAUCCUUGCGUACGCUUCAAGCGCUGGGAGGCCGAGCGCCUGCUCUCGUUCAUACCGCCUGAUGGCAAUUUUCGUUUAAUGUCCUAUCACAUUAGCUCACAGUCAGUUGUGGCUAUACCCAUUUAUAUACGGCACAAUUUCUCAAUUAAGACCGGCGAGCAGGGACGUUUGGAUUUGACAAUCGGGCCGCGCAACACGCUCGGACGCACCGUGGAUAAGGUGAAGCUGGAACUAACGAUGCCCAGGUGUGUGCUGAACUGCCUCUUGACGCCUAAUCAGGGCAAAUACACAUUCGAUUCGGUAAGCAAAACGCUUGCAUGGGAUGUCGGACGCAUCGAUGUGUCGAAGCUGCCCAAUAUACGAGGAUCGGUCUCAUUAACACCCGGCACCCCGAACAUCGAUGCCAAUCCCUCCAUCAAUGUGCAAUUCCAAAUCUCGCAACUUGCUGUAUCCGGUUUGAAGGUGAAUCGACUGGAUAUGUACGGCGAGAAAUAUAAGCCCUUCAAGGGCGUCAAAUAUUUAACCAAAGCGGGCAAAUUCCAGGUGCGCAUGUAGCUGCAUGCCCCACACGCCACGCCCAGCUCGCACGCCCCAUCUCAGCUACUCAGCUUUAAUUAAGUGUAAAACAAAAAGAAGUGAACUCCUGAGUCAAAUGUUCCACAUAUGUGCAUAAUUGCACUGCUAUUUUCCAUUAUAACUAAAAAAACAUAUUUUAUUUUAUGCUAUGCCAUCAUAAAGCGAAGAGAAAAGGAAAAAGAAUAGAAAGUCGUGUGUGUACCGAAACCAACAUAUUUUGUAUUCAUCCUAAUUCGUGCUAAUCUCUGUGCAAGCUUAUUUUAUGAUCUUGAACAGCUUAAGAGUUGUGUGUGCCAG